Budorcas taxicolor (takin) is the source of this 2226-nucleotide messenger RNA. RefSeq names its product disintegrin and metalloproteinase domain-containing protein 20-like. Gene Ontology annotation, biological process: male gonad development; proteolysis. The record is from RefSeq and is a predicted model, not a curated record. The transcript has a single exon. Gene Ontology annotation, molecular function: metalloendopeptidase activity. The coding region runs from base 1 to 2226 and encodes 741 amino acids. Gene Ontology annotation, cellular component: external side of plasma membrane; sperm head plasma membrane; plasma membrane. Lineage: Eukaryota; Metazoa; Chordata; Mammalia; Artiodactyla; Bovidae.
AUGGGGCGUGCCUGGACCCAGGCCCACCUGAGAGGUGAUCUCUGGCUGCCUCUGCUCUGGCUUUUCCUGUCUCCAACCUGCUGUUCCCAUGACCCACCAGGAUGGCGCUUCACUUCUUCUGAAAUUGUGAUUCCCAGGAAGGUGUCCCACAGAGUGAGUGGAAUUGAGAGACAAGGCCAGCUCUCCUACAAGAUUCGCUUCAGCGGCCAAAGACAUGUGGUUCACUUGAGAGUCAAGAAGAACUUGCUGCCCAGACAUUUUCCUGUUAUCACCGAUAACGACCAAGGUGCCAUGCAGGAGAACUACCCUUAUAUCCCCCGAGACUGUUACUACUUUAGCUACCUGGAAGGGGUUCCUGGGUCCAUGGGCACCCUGGACACCUGCCAUGGGGGUCUGCGUGGCAUGCUGCAGCUGGACGACUUCACUUACGAAAUCAAACCAUUGGAGGCUUCUUCCAAAUUUGAGCAUCUGAUUUCUCAGCUUGUGACACAGAAAACAGCAGCAGAGGAUGAGAAAUGUGAGGCUGAAGAGAAAAAUACAAAUCAAGAGUAUGAGGAGGCAAUGAUUUCUGAAAUGCCUAGAGCAGGCACUGUGUAUUUGUGGUGGCCACACAGGAAAGCCUUGAAAGUUCACUACACAGUUUCAAACUCAUUAGUUGUUCAGAACAAUAAUAUGACACGUAUAACAGAGAAUGUAGUGAUUUUGAAUAACAUAAUUCAUAGCAUUUAUUACCAGGGUCAACUUCAGGUUUUGAUACGUGUUUUAUGCAUAUGGGAUGGCGCGGAUAGGAUGAAUUUGUAUGAAUUUCAAUCAGCUACAAAAGCAGUAACUGAUUUUGGUUUAUGGAAAUAUUGGGGAUGGUUUUAUCAAAUUCCUCAUGAUACUUCAUUGCUUAUAACAGGACAUAAGAUUGGUGGGGCCUCCUAUAGUAGCAGCUUUGAUGGAGUGUGCAAUCCCAAUUGGGGAGCAUCAUAUGUAUUUGCUGCAAGAUACCACCUAUUUUUAACUGCAACUAUUGGAGCACAUGCGAUGGGUCAUGUAUUGGGUUGUAAUCAUGAUGUUCCAGGUUGUCAGUGUUUUCGGAGACAACACUGUCUCAUGAGUCCUAACCCUGGUCUUCUAGAUAUGAUGAGCAAUUGUACUUUUGAGAAAAUUCACCGACGGUUACAUAUGUGGGAUACUUGUUUGAGUGUUCCAUAUAUACCAUACAACAAUUUUCCUUAUAUAUCAAGACGAUGUGGUGACAAGAAGGUAGAUCCCAAUGAAGAAUGUGACUGUGGCACCUUGAAAGACUGUAGUGGGGAUCGAUGUUGCAAUUCCAAUUGUGUCCUCAGCCUUGGCAGUGAUUGUGACUAUGGAGGUUGCUGCAGAAACUGUAAAUAUGCUUAUCCUGGAUAUAUUUGCAGAGAUACUCUUGGUAUUUGUGAUCUACCAGAAUACUGUAACGGGAAGACACAUGAUUGUCCAGAUGACACUUAUAUCCAGGAUGGAACCCCAUGUUCACCAUCAGCUGUUUGUAUGAGGGGAAACUGUAGUGACCGUGAUUUACAGUGUCAAGCCCUCUUUGGCUUUAAGAUAAAAGCGGCUGCGUCAUCAUGCUACGAGGUAUUGAAUCUCAGGGGUGACCGAUUUGGAAACUGUGGUGUGAGGGUGACUAAAGGAGGAGGAAGACCUGUUCCAUGUGAACGUGAUGAUGUUAAGUGUGGAAUGCUGCACUGUAGCAGCGUGAAGGAAAUUCCUGGUGGUGGGGAGCACACUACGUUUCAUCAAUUAAUAGUACAUGAUGUUACACCACAAACCUGCUUUGGGUAUGAUGCCCACUUUGGGACAGAUGUGCCAGAAAUGGGGCUUGUAGUGGAUGGUGCAACAUGUGGCCCAGGAGCAUACUGUAAGGACCAAAACUGUACUUUUUUUCAAGACCUGGGUUUUGACUGCGAUGUCAAGAAAUGCAAUUACAGAGGGGUGUGCAACAGCCAGAAACAUUGUCACUGUCAGCGAGGUUGGAAACCACCAAAUUGUACUGAGAGAGGACCAGGUGGCAGUGUAGAUAGUGGUCCUCCACCUGACACAGAACUAGGCAUUCGAGCCAGUCUAAGGCUGAGUCUAAACGGAGCAUUAGCUCUGCUGCUUCUUCGCCUUUGCCUUCUUUCCCUUUCAGCAUUUAUGGGUGCCACUUUCUAUGUAAAAGAUAAACUUGAAGAGGGAGAUGAAAGUGUUGAGAAAUAA